GUACGUUUCAGAGUUUCCCGCUCAUAUUGUUUACCUGUUUACUCCUUGCUGCUCUGUCCAAUCACACGACGUGGGAAAAAUACACAGUGACGCAGUUUCGUAUUUAGCCACUUAAAUGAGAGCUCAUGGAGAAAAGCUUCAGUCAGUGGAAAAAGCAAUGUCUGAACAAGCUGGACCUGAGUAAGAAGGGCAGUGUGGAUGAAGACAUUGUCCAUGUAGUGUCUCUGCUCAACAGCUGUGAGGAGUACUUCACCACCAGCUCCUGCUCCGGCAGAGUCAUCCUCACUGACGGGGCUCCAGAGAGCAGUGCUGUCCAGAAACAGAACUGUGUGUGGCUGUUUGUCUCACACCACAAAUGCAAAUGUGAUGACCUGAGGUCUGCUCUGGCCAAGUCCACUGGAGAUGCUGUGUUGAAAUUCGAGCCCUUCGUCCUCCAUGUUCAGUGUCGCAGGCUGGAAGAUGCUCAGCUGAUGCACUCUGUGGCCAUCAACUCAGGCUUCAGGAACUCUGGUCUCACUAUCAGCAAGACAGGAAAGAUCAUCACGGCAGUCCGUAGCACCCAUGGCCUGGAGGUUCCUCUCAGCCACCAAGGGAAGCAGCUGGUAGAACAUGACUACAUCGAUUUUCUCACUCAGACAGCCAAUCAAAAGAUGGAAGAGAACCUCAGACGGAUCCACAGGUUUUACCAGAAUCUCCAGGCUGCUCUGACUGCAGAGAAACUACAAAAACUACAAAUCCCAGAUCCUCCCAACUCACAGGAACUUAAAGAUCCCUCUCAGAGACUGGAGACAGAAAGGGGAGAAAAAGGAGAGGAGGAUGAGGAGGAGAAGAGAAGCAAAUCAAGUGUUUAUAAACGGAGGCGAAAACGAGGACAGCAAAAUCAGACUGUCGGUCGCCAUGGUGACAGAGACAGCAGUGUGCCAGAGCUGGAUGAUUGUCUGGAUCUGUUUACAUGAACUAGUGGCUCUCUGGGUCUGGAGCUCAGUGUAGCAUUGAAUGUUUUAUUGCUUAAGUGCAGGGCGAACUAGCAUUUGGUAUUUGUCUUAAAAAGGACUUGAAUCAAUGAAUUGGUUAUCAAAAUAGUUGGCAAAUUCUUACAGCUCUAGAUAUCAUAGUUAAUUUAAUGUCCUCAUCCAUGUAAAGAACUGACUGAAAAAGACCGUACACAGACCUGCACUCUUCUUCUGAGUUUUAGGCAGUCAACUGAACAGU
This is a messenger RNA of Scomber japonicus (chub mackerel), 1212 nucleotides long. It is a transcript of the gene tyw3, whose product is annotated as tRNA-yW synthesizing protein 3 homolog (S. cerevisiae). Gene Ontology annotation, molecular function: tRNA methyltransferase activity. The coding region runs from base 126 to 956 and encodes 276 amino acids. The transcript has 6 exons. Gene Ontology annotation, biological process: tRNA methylation. Gene Ontology annotation, cellular component: cytoplasm. The record is from RefSeq and is a predicted model, not a curated record. NCBI's taxonomy places the organism in Eukaryota, Metazoa, Chordata, Actinopteri, Scombriformes, Scombridae.